AUGCAUCUCGACCUCGUAGGUCCCUUACCUCUGUCCCACGGCAAGAAGUAUAUUUUUACCAUCAUCGUCCGGUUCUCUCCCUGGAUCGAAGCCAUUCCUGCAAAAUACAGUACCGCAGAAACUGUCGCGAGGGCAUUUGUCGCGGUUUGGGUCGCCCGGUUCGGUGUGCCACUUCGAAUCACCCCAGUCCCACCUUUUCCAUCAUCUUACCCGGCUGUCGGUUGCACCCACCUCAAAACAACGCCAUAUCAUCGUGCGGCCAACUCAAGUCCGCCCUUCGCGCAUACCCCGACCCCAACAAUUGGGUUGAUCAUUCGGUUCGUCCUUCUGGGUCUUCGCAGCGUCGUUCGAGAGGAUCUGAAGUGCUCCACGGCAGAGUUAGUUUACGGAGCCACCUUGCGCUCGCCAGAGGAUUUCCUUUCACCUGUAACGCAUGAUCGUACGCCUACAGUGGAAUUCGUUGACAGGUUGCGCCAAAUUAUGUCGCUGCUUCGCCCGGUUGCCACCAGGGUUUCCGCUUCGCACCCCACUUAUUAUCCUGCCGGCCUUGCUCAAGCCAAGUGCGUCUUCGUCCGGUGCGAUACCGUUCGGAAGCCCCUACAGCGACCCUACGAUGGCUCCUUCGAGGAACUGGAGCGCAAUGCAACGUCCUUCAAGGUCAAGGUCCGGAAUAGAGAGGAGCGCAUCGACCUCGUCGGCUGA
This is a messenger RNA of Ornithodoros turicata, 702 nucleotides long. RefSeq lists its product as uncharacterized. Lineage: Eukaryota; Metazoa; Arthropoda; Arachnida; Ixodida; Argasidae. Gene Ontology annotation, molecular function: nucleic acid binding. The record is from RefSeq and is a predicted model, not a curated record. The transcript has a single exon. The coding region runs from base 1 to 702 and encodes 233 amino acids.